AUAGCCAUAACCGCUCAUCAUUACAACGGACCAACAUAUCAGCUAAACAUCCGUCUUGCUACACAAACAUUGAUAUCAAUAUGUCUACGUCAAAAGUAUUUAUCGUUACCGGCGCAAGCAAAGGCAUUGGUGCUGCUGUCACGCGCAAGCUCAUCAGCGAUUCGCACAAGGUGGUGCUUGCUGCUCGCUCGGCAAAGCUCCUAGAGCAGAUCAAGAGCGCUAACCCGGACCAAAUUGAAUAUGUAGCUGGUGACAUGACUGAUCCAGAGAUCUCUUCCAAACUGGUGCAAGUAGCUGUGCAGAAGUUUGGCCGCCUUGACGGCAUGGUGAUCAACCACGGCGUCCUUGAGAAUAAAUUAGUCGCCGAGACGUCCUUGGAAUCUAUGAAACAAACAUAUGACGUUAACGUCUUCAGCUGUGUUGCCAUGGCUCAAGCUGGCCUCCAGGAAAUUAAGAAGACCCGGGGCUGCAUCAUUUGGGUCUCUUCGGGCGCUGCUCUGAAGGCCUAUCAAGCAUGGGGAGCCUACGGCUCAUCCAAAGCGGCCAUGAACGCGUUCUGUGCCCAUCUUGCCUUGGAAGAACCCGACAUUACCAGUGUCGCCAUCGGCCCCGGCCGAGUUGACACUGACAUGCAAGCACUCAUUAGAACUACAGGAAAGGACACAAUGCAGCCGGCAGUCUACCAGACCUUUGUGGAUGGUUACGAGGCGGGUGAACUCCUUAAGCCUGAGCAGCCUGGUGGUGUCAUUGCUCGCCUUGUGGCUAGUCCGCUCAAGGAGGUCUCCGGGCAGUACAUCAGUUGGAACGCGCCAGCCCUCGCAGCUUACCAGAGCUGAGCUCGUUGAUCGAAGCUGGGAUUCCUAUACGUAUGUAACGUUAGCCAAUGGUCUUGGAUAUAACAGUGGCGGAUGAAAAUUGGGAAAAUGGGUAAUGCGAUCAGUCGAAAGAUGAAAAGCUCUUAUUUUAAUCCACAUUUGGUGCUUCGGUAUUAGCAUGGAAUAAGAUUUCAUCAUCAUAGCAUUAGAUGCCCAAGAGGCAGACGGGAAAAUUAUGUGUAUAUAGAGACAUGGGAUAUUUGUCCGACAAUAUUCCUUACCUUUGAAUCAGUGUAUUAUAAGUUUGUGUGCAAGAUGCUUGUCGGCAGCUCGAUUCGAAGGAGAUGAUCCACGUUUGCAUCUAUUUGCUUGUUAGCGUGACUGCCUAGUAGAUUGAAAAUCUGUGAUAGCCAUGUAACAAGGAAUUGUUCAUUCAGUUUCGUCUAUUUGGCAUAAGACUAUGUCGAUCAGCACCGAAGGCUUGUCGGACCCUCUCAGACUGGGGCGACAACGAUAACUCAUCAAAGAACAAUUGGUAGGUGACGGGUUUUCGGGGAGGGCAGGAAUGGAAUGUGGUGAAUGGGCAGAUAGCAACAGCAGGGAAUUCUUACCAAUGAAGCACGUGAAUCAGCAGUAGUUGCAGCAGGAUGCUGUUCCCAACAAACUGCUGAUUCCAAUCCACGUCACCCAAGCUACAAAUGAAUAGAUUGUGUUGGUGGCCAGCGGACG
[Torrubiella] hemipterigena is the source of this 1544-nucleotide messenger RNA. NCBI's taxonomy places the organism in Eukaryota, Fungi, Ascomycota, Sordariomycetes, Hypocreales, Clavicipitaceae. The record is from the annotation of a GenBank genome assembly.